Girardinichthys multiradiatus is the source of this 874-nucleotide messenger RNA. It is a transcript of the gene guca1c, whose product is annotated as guanylate cyclase activator 1C. The record is from RefSeq and is a predicted model, not a curated record. The transcript has 4 exons. Gene Ontology annotation, molecular function: calcium sensitive guanylate cyclase activator activity; calcium ion binding. The coding region runs from base 84 to 653 and encodes 189 amino acids. Lineage: Eukaryota; Metazoa; Chordata; Actinopteri; Cyprinodontiformes; Goodeidae.
CUAUCUUCUCCUAGCAUUGGUUUCACAGCCCUUUCACUGCAGGAUCUGUAACAAAAAAAAAAUCACAAUCCUCUAAAGGAGUGAUGGGUUCCUACAGCUCAAACCUGGAUGAUAUCUUGGAGGAGGACAUGCACCACUGGUACACAAAAUUCAUGAGGGAAUCCCCAUCAGGACUCAUCACUUUAUUUGAGCUGAAGACAAUGCUUGACAUGAACGGAAUGACAGAGGAGGCCAACAGUUAUGUGGACCAGGUGUUCUUUACCUUCGAUAUGGAUGGGGAUGGCUAUUUAGACUUUGUGGAAUACAUCGCAGCUAUAAGUUUAUUGCUGAAGGGAGAAGUAAAUCAGAAAUUAAAAUGGUACUUUAAGCUUUUUGAUCAAGAUGGAAAUGGAAAAAUUGACAAGGAUGAACUGGAAACAAUAUUUAAGGCUAUUCAAGAUAUCACCAGAAGUUACGAGAUUCCUCCAGAAGAGAUUGUGACUCUUAUAUAUGAAAAAAUUGAUGUCAAAGGAGAAGGUGAGCUGACGCUGGAGGAGUUCAUCAGCGGAGCAAAGGAGCAUCCUGACAUCAUGGACAUGCUCACAAGAAUGAUGGAUCUGACAAAUGUGUUGGAAAUCAUUAUCAAGGGUCAGAAGAGAAAUUCUGUCAAUUGAGAUGUGAUUUCACGAACUGAUUUUUGCAGAGUUAUGAACAGUGGAAAAAAAGACUAUCCUUGAAGGAAUUGAGCACAAUUUCUGACAGCAUAACAUUGAAAGGCUGAACAUCCCUUUUAUUCAAUUCAAUUUUCAAUUCAGUUUAUGUAUAUAGCACCAAUUCCCAACACGUCGUCUCAAGGGACUUCACAAAGUCAGGUACAUACCUUCCAAUUAAUCCU